UCAGCGAUUCCCGAGACUACAACAGAAGAGGUCGUAUCCUGGUCGCUGGAUUGAAUUGCGUGCGUUAUUCGCUCUUGCGAUAGUUGUGUGCGGGUGCACCAUCGUCGUUAUCGGUUAUGGUGUAAAGUGCCCGGUGCUUUGAAUAACAUUAAACGAUUAUCGUUCCUAUUGAUGAGUUGCGACCUGUUGAAAUUGGGUUUCAUCGUUUGAGCGGAAAGUCUACCGGAAGUAUGAUAAUAGGUGAAUUGUAUCUUUUGAAACGUGCGGCAGGGAAAUGCUGUUGAUGUGAAGUGAUUAAAGUGUUGAAUCCCCCCUAAAUCAUAAUGUCAACCGCCUUCAUGGUCGACAGUAUACUGAAGGAGAAAGACCUGGAGCGGUGUCCGAUCCGGCAUCACCACACCUCGAGUAGAAUCAGCGCCGGCGGGGACUCUUCGGUGGCGUCCGUGUCCGGGUCGGAUAGUGAGUUCGAAGAACAUGCCUCCGACAUGAAGGAUUCUAACAGUUUGUGCGAUUCGCCGAAGAGCUUCAACAGUUGUCACAAUGUGAACAAUUCGUCCUUUUCGGACGAUGAGAUGGGUCCAGCAUCGGUCAUCCGGUCCUACAACAAUGGGGUAAACGAUGAAAACAAUGCCAUGCUGAUGGGUUAUUGCUGCGGCAAGUGCGGUCACUAUCAGUCGGAGGCGAAUCCUUUGGAACAGCAGCGACGAACGAGGGCCGGCAGUGGGGUUCUCGGUGGGGACGUUGGUGACGUGGCGAACGAGAGGAACUUCUCCUCCGGUGAGGGUGAAUAUGAGUUUCGGUGUGAAAAGUGUGGUUUUAGUGAAUUUAUUGCUUCGAAACAAACGAUACUGAAGGAGGUGACGAAGCCGGUGCUGAAGUUUAGUGUGUCAGCGAUAUUGGGAGAUAAAAAAGAGUGCGUGAAAGUGAGAAAUGAGUUUAUCCAACCUCAACAUCUUUGGCCUUAUAUUCAACAAAAUCUAAUUCAACAAAACCACCUAGCGAAUACAACUUUUCUCACAAAUCACCAUCCUCCCCAUCAUCACCAUCACCAUCAGCAACACCCCCAGCAGUCUCAAUCCCCCCACCAACAACAGCCCCAUCACCUAGUGCAAAUAAAUGGAUCCUGCCAAACCACAGGAGCCAGCAACAACAACAACAACAACAGCAACAGCAAUGGUAGUAAUUGCAAUGGCAAUAAUAGCUGUAGUAACAACACGAGCGAGGCUGGCAGUUUGCCAAACAGCCCGGACUUGCAAGACGACGGCACUCGUCUUCAGCAGCAGCAGCAGCAACAACAGCAGCCUCGAGAUAAUAAAAUCAUUGCAAAACCACUCCCAAGCCGGCCGAUGCCUUUCCUGCAGCAUGGACUUAAUCACCCGCAUCUGCACUCCCUACUGGCCCACUGUCGGAAUCCUUAUCUACCGGGCGGUCCCCAAGUGUUUCCUCUGCCGCCGGGGCAGGGCUUCCCAUGGGCGCACUCGACGCGAGGGAAACCCCGACGGGGGAUGAUGCGGCGAGCCGUUUUCUCAGACUCCCAGCGGAAAGGACUGGAAAAGCGAUUCCAGCUACAGAAGUACAUUAGCAAACCGGACAGGAAAAAGUUGGCCGAACGGCUGGGACUCAAGGACUCUCAGGUUAAAAUAUGGUUUCAAAACCGUCGCAUGAAGUGGCGCAACUCGAAGGAACGCGAGCUCCUUGCCAGCGGAGGAUCUCGCGACCAGACUCUUCCCAACAAAAACAAUCCCAACCCGGACUUGUCGGACGCGCGCACCGAUCGCCAGCAGUCGCUUUCGCCACCCCCAUCACCAACGCCACCACCCACCAUAUCAGACCAACAGAUGCAGCACCCGCAGCAGGCGCAUUCUCCCCAGCAGCAGUCCUCACCGUCCCCUCAAUCGUCCAAACCUCCCCUGCUGGUGGGAACAGGAAUCCCGAAAACAUCCGCUCUGAUCAACUUCAAACCGAAAUUCGAACUUUCCAAAGCGCCAAUCGUGGGAGGCGUCGAGUUCAAGUACGAGUUCGAUGACAUCAGCGGUAACCCGGUCAACGUUCAUCAGCAACCCCAACAGCAACAACCGCGGCCCUCUUUGAUGAACAGUUUCUAUGCUAAUUCGGAUCGUGACCGAGAGCUCCUGUUGGCAGCCGGUGCCGCAAGUGGAGCUGUUUUCAACGCCCGCUCCAACAGCUGCUCAUCCUCCGACAAUAUGUCGUCCGGGAUGUACUAUGAUGAGUACGAGUCCAACUCGGAUGACUCGGACGAGGAGAUCAAUGUCACGUGACCUGACAGCGAGCUGGAAUCGGAAUAAAUAUAGGGCGAAUAAAGUUGUCCCAUUCAAUCGAUAAUGUGUGUACAGAUCUCUUUGCCUGUUUAGCAAAAAAAAAAAAAAAAUAGAAUCGUUUUCAAUCAUUCCUUAAUUUUAAACAAAAAUAAACUUGUUAGCUAUAAGGCACCUUAGCAUGUUAAGUCAAAAGAUGUAAAUUUGUACAAGCAUCUCAAAACGGUUUUAAAGCAACCCUAAAAAAUAGCGCAUAGCCAAAGAAAUUUGAGGCAGUUCCUUGACACUGUACAUAAACGCUGUAGCUACCCUUUGAAGGUUUUAGACAAGUUCUUAUCGUCUGUAUAGAAGCGUAUUCGAAGCCGAUGUAACAAAUAUCGCUUCAUCCUCGACUAUUUACUGUAUAAAGUUUUAAGUACGAUCAUCAGUGUAACUAUAUCGCAUAAUAACUUAUUGAACAAAUAAAUAACAACUAAACCAUAUUUAAUGGAACUGAUCUAUGAAAAAUGCAAAGUACCCAAAGUUUAGAACUUUAUUCGAUUGUAGGUAUGGAAGCCAAAUAAAUGUAAUUCCGAAAAUGAUUAA
Molecule: messenger RNA, 2861 nt
Organism: Armigeres subalbatus
Lineage: Eukaryota; Metazoa; Arthropoda; Insecta; Diptera; Culicidae
Gene: Dbx
Product: homeobox protein 5
Exons: 5
Coding region: 324-2279 (651 amino acids)
Biological process (GO): regulation of transcription by RNA polymerase II
Molecular function (GO): DNA-binding transcription factor activity, RNA polymerase II-specific; DNA binding
Source: RefSeq, a predicted model, not a curated record